Molecule: messenger RNA, 1164 nt
Organism: Hansenula ciferrii
Lineage: Eukaryota; Fungi; Ascomycota; Saccharomycetes; Phaffomycetales; Wickerhamomycetaceae
Exons: 1
Coding region: 1-1164 (387 amino acids)
Source: RefSeq, a predicted model, not a curated record
AUGUAUCAAAUCAAAUUCCUAAAGCCAGUAACAGUGAACUCAAUUUCAAAUAGUCAAGCUGAUUUAAGAAAAAAAUCUCCAAAAUUGAGUGAUUCUGUUUAUGAAAUUUCAUCAACUUUUACUAUAUCAAAUGAUUUAGGUGAACAAUUUUUCUACGGGAAAGUCCCAAUAACUUGUGAAUUAAGACAAUAUAACACAUCAUCACCAACUAGUGAAUACCAACCAGUGGCAAGAAGUCAGGCUGAUUGGAUCUCUGGAAAAAGAGCUGUUGAUGUUAAGCUACAAAUACCCAGCAGAUAUUUGCACAAGGGUAAAUUUUUAGCAUUACAUAUAUUUGUUGAGGAAGAUGUGAAAGUUAUUGAUGAUUUAAACACAGAGGGAAUAACCCAUGAAGAACUAAGGAAUGAUUGGCUACCAAAUUAUAAGGAACUCACUGUUGGUAAUUGUCAAGACUCUUUAGAUUUAUCAAGCUCAAAAUUGAACUUAUUCCCAUCAACUUCAAGUCUUAUAGAAGUCCCAACCCCACAAACCUCUUUCCCUUCAAGAUCUGAUAAACAAGGAUUACGAACUAUAAAAGAAGUGAUACUAUAUGAAGAAUUGUCUGGUGAGAUUGCACGUCAUUUAUGGGACGCUGGUAUUAUAAUGAAUUCAUUAUCCAAAUCACAUAUACUAAAAUUUUUCUUUGAUACAGAAGAUGAAAGAAUUUUAGAAAAACCAUUACAAAUAUUGGAACUAGGUACUGGUAUUGGUUUGGUAUCAAUACAUUUGAGUAAAAUAUUCCCUAAUGCAAAUAUUUUAGCAACUGAUUUAGAUGACGCUGAAGAGAUUUGUUCAUUGAAUAUAAAUUUAAAUUCGGCUCAAGAUCGUGUUAAGUUCAGUGAAUUAGACUGGGAAACUUCCACUGAAACACCACUACAGAACUGGGAUAUUAUAAUUACAACAGACUGUACAUAUAAUCCAUUAUACUAUGAUGUACUGAUUAAUGUCUUAAAGAGAGAAUCAUCAUCAAAUACUAAGAUAAUAUUAGCUCAUAAAUUUCGUGAGCCAUUGAGUGAAUCUGAAAUCUUCCCUAAACUUCAAAAACACUUCCAUUUGAGCAAACAAAUAUGGUACAAUUCACAGGGACAAUCACUAACACAUAUAGGACUUUAUACACCCAAAUAA